UGUAGGCGGGCCCGCAUGGAGUCAUGUUUGGGGAAGAGGUUACUGUAACCGACGGCUCACAGGCUGCAGGUUCAUUCUUGUUAACUCAGCCCACCAUGUGAUAUCAGAUCAGCUCUAAUUACUUGGAUUUCUUCCUGUAUGGCUGUAUGAUAUCUGCUCGCAUCCAAACUGACUGAAGCCUGCUGAAGGUUGCGCUGAGAACUCUGCUGGAGAUGUUCUGGUUCAUGCAAGGGCUGUGCUUCCUGCCCGUGUUUCUGGUCGUCUGGUCCUCCUGUACUUUCAUUGUCCCCUACCUUAUUGCGCUCUUCAGAGGCGAUGUGGACAUCAUCUUCCCCUAUAUAAGUGAUACAGGUGCAAAUCCACCCGAGAGCUGCAUUUUUGGCCUGAUGACCUUCAUUUCUGCAUGCGCAGGAUGUGCCACCAUAUAUACCAGAUACAAGUAUGUGGAGAAGCUGAGUGAGCAAAAUAGCCUUGUGAAACCAUGCCUCAAUAAAGCCACACUCUUGCUUGGUAUAAUUGCCUGUUUCGGGAUGUGCAUUGUUGCUACUUUCCAGGAAACAGUAGUGACCUCAGUCCAUGAUUUUGGAGCACUGACUUUUUUCAUCACUGGAGUUGUUUACAUAAUCCUGCAGUCUGUACUGUCAUUCAAAGCAUAUCCUUAUGGGUCGUCCAUCUGUGUGUGUCGAGCCCGUUUGGUCAUCGCAACCAUCGCUGCAGCUGCAUUUUUUCCCACUGUCAUCUGUGCAUAUUUCGUCACACAAACCACCCUCCACAGGCAUACAUAUGACAAGGACUAUCGCUUCCAUGUAGUCAGUGCCGUCUGCGAGUGGAUUGUUGCCUUCAGCUUCAUCUGCUUCUUCCUCACAUACAUUGAGGAUUUCAAAAUUUUUAAGUUGCAAGUGAGGACAGAAUAUCAGGACUAGAUGAGUAACUUGGACGAAUUUGAGUAUUUUGUGUAAUUUUGCCUUUUAUUGCACAAGAGGGUUUUUUUAUACAACCAUGUAUUUUUGCUACUUGAAUUUUUUCAAAGAUUCUUUUCCUAUAUAUGAUCAUAAUAGAUACAUAACCUGUAUUUAAAAUUUUUAUACAAUCAUUUUAUAUGUGUAUCACCUUAUUUUAACCAUUGUUCAAGCAUCACUUUGCACUUUGACACACUAUCGUGACACAUCCUGUGUGAACUGUGACCACUAAUAAGAGAAGUUUAUCACCCAGCUGACACAUGACUGCAGUGCAUGAGGGAAAACGAAUCUCACUGUGUGUCAAGAUGUUAAUAUAUCUGGUGCUAUUGUAGCUUCAUCCACGAUUAUUAGACAACGGUGUUAAAGAUGUGCAAAAAGCCUAGAAAUAAGUUUAACUUUUGUUGCAGUAGCACAAUCGCACGCCGAAAUGUUGGCUUACCAUCCUCGUCAAUGUUUUUUUUUUUUUUGUUUUAACCUUGUUCAGUAUUACUGGCAAGUUUAGGCUAGUAUUUUCUUGUAUCUUUUUCCUGUCUUACUUAAACGGCAUGUUUUGUUGUCUUUCCCGUUUUGAAAAGCAAGAGAAAGGAGCUUAUGUGUCUCAUCAAAUUCACACCCCAAGGAAACAGGAAGUCAUGAAUUACUUAUGUUUGUAGAGAAUGUUAUCAACGUAAAAUGUAAAGCAUAGAAAUGCUUUCGCCAGAUGUAUUUAUAAGAAUUGUUAGGGAGGAAAAUAAUUGUGGCCCUUUUUUGUUAAAGCAAUAGUUUCUUGGCACUUUCUAAAUGUCCUCAAACUUAAGGGUUGGAUUUGUCAGUGUGAGAUUACACUACUGCACCAAGAGAAUAAUUUAUUUUAAGGUUUUCAUGCCUACUUUGGAGCGGUCCCAAAGAUUACUGAUGUAUAGAGUAACGAGACAUGUGCAUACACUGUGUAAAAACACAAAUAACCUUUGAUUCAUUGGGAGGAAAAAGGCAGAAGCAUGCAAGCCAGCAAACGCCAUCCCAACUGUAAAGUAAGGGGGUGGCAGCAUCAUGUUGUGGAGUGAUUUUGCUGCAGGAGGUACUAGUGCACUCCACAAAUGUUAUGGUAUCAUGAAGAAAAGGAUACUGCCUGGAAACAUUAAAGCAACAUUAAAGCAUAUCAGCCAGGACGUUAAAGCUUGGGUGGAAAUAGGUCUCCUAAAUGAACAUUGAUCCUAAACAUACCUCCAAAUUAGUUACAAAUGUUUUCAGUACGACAAAGUCAAUGAUUUGGGUUGGACAAACAAUAGCAUUUAGCAAAUAUAAAGAAUUUAGGUAAUCAUAGUUGACCUAAACAGUAAAAGUUUAGUCUGAUUUAAUAUCAGAGGAUAAAUGGUCAUGUACCUUUUAACAGAGUAUUAAGAUAUCUGGUUUUUGUGGUAUGUUUUAUACAAACUAGAAAAGCAAAUCUUUUCGUAUCAUGAUUUAGGUGCUUUAAUUAUGUCCUAAUGUAUGAGAUCCACAGUGCAGCUACAGAUUUCUCUUGUGUCUGCAUUAGUUUGUGUGCAGCUCCGGUUAUCAGCUUUGCAACUGGUGGGAGUUUUCUGAACAACAGAGAAUUUUUUUAUAGUACAGAACUGAUUGGAAUAAUUUUUCUCAAAUUCAGAUUUUUAGUCAAGUUUGAGUAAAGUAAAUUUGUAUGUUUUCUAAUUUGUUAUUUUAGAGCUAUACAGACAUAAUUGCAGACAUUUCGUUAACAUUUGUAUUAUUAGUUUUAUGUAUUUUUGGUUUUAGCAUCUUAAAAUGUAUGUAACUAUGAAUCACUUAAUAGACAUCUGGAAGAAAGUUUUAAUAUAAAAAAAAUAUCAAAAUUCAGUUGAAUAAAUAUAUUAUUCUGUCCUGUUUCAGCCCUCCGCCUCCUGGUGGAAGCUAGCCAGUAUGCAUCCUGCAGAUGUGACGAUGGGGCUGAUCAUAUUUAUGACCGCAAUAACAAAUCAGAUUCAUAGAAUCCACUUUUUUAGAAUAUUAGCUUUGCAUUUAAAUAUCUUUCUUUAAGAUGUCAGUUCUGCAGCUCUUCCACUGGUGUAAAAACGGGGGAAAAACUUCAGGGAAGCCUUAUUUAUUGUGUUUCUCCUUUAGGUCCUUGAAGUUUCAUAAAUUCAUUUUCUCUGACUAAAGGCACCAAGAUGGAGGCCUUAACGUCCACCUAAAAAUAACCUGAAACCUCAUUUUGACAUGUAAAGACAAGUAAUAAAAACGUACUGUAUGGAAUAGUCGCCUGUAUUUGUUAUUCUGCAACAAUAAUAGGUGAGGGAUGUCUAAUCUACAUGUUAUUGUUUAUUUUUACUAUUCAAGCCACGACUGAAUAUAUCUCUUCCCUUACAGUAUUCCAGAUGUAUGGUGGUCAAAACUCAAAACUCACUACAAAUGUUUUCAGAAGAGAAAAUGUAAUUUUAUUGAGCAAACUGUUUUACUUUUCACUUUGACUUAAUGUACCAUAAACAUGAUUUUAAAUAUCUGAAUAAAGUGCACUUUUUGUAUCAA
Messenger RNA from Girardinichthys multiradiatus, 3461 nucleotides. RefSeq names its product DNA-damage regulated autophagy modulator 1 (gene dram1). Gene Ontology annotation, cellular component: lysosome. Gene Ontology annotation, biological process: regulation of autophagy. Bases 213 to 923 code for a protein of 236 amino acids. The transcript has 7 exons. Lineage: Eukaryota; Metazoa; Chordata; Actinopteri; Cyprinodontiformes; Goodeidae. The record is from RefSeq and is a predicted model, not a curated record.